Messenger RNA from Triplophysa rosa, 1620 nucleotides. Its product is annotated as E3 SUMO-protein ligase ZBED1-like. The transcript is spliced from 2 exons. Lineage: Eukaryota; Metazoa; Chordata; Actinopteri; Cypriniformes; Nemacheilidae. Bases 211 to 1257 code for a protein of 348 amino acids. Gene Ontology annotation, molecular function: DNA binding. The record is from RefSeq and is a predicted model, not a curated record.
AUGACGAUAUUUGAUCGCGAACGAUUAAAAUGACAGCACGAUCCACUUUUUCGGAAAAAUCGUUACAUCGUCCUAUAUAGUGCACGACACGUUAUAUCCGUUGCUGGUCUUUUGAUUUCGUCAACAUCUGUGCGAUAGAUGGCGCCAAGUUAACAAACUCGUGUAUGUUGCUCGUAAAUUUAGUGAGAUUAAGCGACGCAGUCAGUGACGAUGGAGGGAAACGCGGAGCAGUUGGUCCCUAAAAAAAAUUCAACAUCUGUAAUAUGGAAAUGGUUUGGUUUUUCCCCAACAGACACAGCGCAAACAGCAGUUAUUUGCAAAUGUUGCAAUGAUAAGAUUCGCACGUCGGAUGGCAACACAACGAACCUUUUUAACCACCUCAAAAGAAAGCACCCGAAAGAGUAUGCCGACAGUCAAAUUAUAAAGGGACCCCACGCGAGAACAUCAGGUACAACCAAGCAGCCAGAAACAAGGCUUAAAAAAACGACUUUAACGAAAGAUGCAUUUGAGAAAGGAACGCCGUAUGACAGAACGAGCAAGCGCUGGAAAGAUGUAACUGAUGCGGUGACAUUUUACCUGGCCAAAGACAUGAUUCCCAUAAAGACUGUGGAAAAUGAGGGCUUUAAAAGACUGCUCAAAGUCGUAGAUCCACGUUACGAAAUACCCAGCCGCAAAUAUUUUUCUUCCACGGCCAUUCCACAGCUUUAUUCCGAGUGUCGCAGCAAGAUGCAAAACAAAAUUCAAAACGUAAAGUUUUUUGCUACAACAGCUGAUUUAUGGUCUAGCCGUACGUCAGAGCCUUAUUUAAGUCUGACGAUUCACUUUAUUCAUGACUGGAAGUUGUGCAGUGCGUGUCUAGAAACAACAUAUUUCCCACAAGAUCACACGGGCGAGCUCAUAGCGCAAGGCCUCAGGGACGCGCUUGAAUGUUGGGGACUGAACGAAGCAAACAUGACCUGUAUGACGACAGAUAGCGGGGCCAAUAUGGUGAAGGCAUUGGAGCUCAACAGCUGGACUCGUCUGCAGUGUUUUGGGCACAGACUCCACCUAGCCAUCGAAAAAAGUGCCAAAGACCCUCGUGUUGAACGUGUAACAUUGGUCUGCAAGAAAGUCGUCAGUACAUUCUCCUUCAGCUGGAAGAAAAAGAGGGACUUAAGUAAUGCUCAAACUGAGCUAAACGCUACCUCAACAGAAGCUCAUCACCGAGUCCCCAACACGAUGGGGUUCGAGACUCGACAUGAUCGAGAGAGUGCUUGACCAGGAAAAGGCCAUUUCUCAGGUCCUGAAGGCAGACAAGAAGACUAGGCAUUUGGUCCCGUCAUGGCAAGAUGUUGACGUAAUGGAGUCUGUGAAAAAGGCAUUGAGUCCACUGAAAGACUUUACUGAUGCACUCUCAGGUGAGGAUUAUGUGAGUAUAUCUUAUGUAAAGCCAGUGCUUCACCUGUUGAAAGUCAACAUUUUGAGCCUGAAUGAUGAAGACACUGAACUAACAAAAACAAUGAAGACAAGCAUUCUCGCAUACCUCACUGACAAAUAUCAGGACCCCACCACUGAUGACCUGCUGGACAUGGCUUCGCUUGUCGAUCCCAGGUUCAAAACACAAUACAUAGACAAAGACAA